This is a messenger RNA of Juglans regia (Persian walnut), 4077 nucleotides long. RefSeq names its product disease resistance protein RPV1-like. The transcript is spliced from 5 exons. Gene Ontology annotation, biological process: signal transduction; defense response. Lineage: Eukaryota; Viridiplantae; Streptophyta; Magnoliopsida; Fagales; Juglandaceae. The record is from RefSeq and is a predicted model, not a curated record. Gene Ontology annotation, molecular function: ADP binding. Bases 32 to 3808 code for a protein of 1258 amino acids.
UCUCUCUCUCUCUCUCUCUCGUACGUCCUCCAUGGUUUCCCAAGGAGCGGCUUCUUCCACUCCCCCUUCUUCUUUUAUCAGCCACCAAUGGAUUCACGAUGCGUUCUUGAGUUUUAGAGGUGAGGAUACUCGCAACAAUUUUACUGCCCAUCUCUCUAAUGCUUUGCGUCAAAAGGGAAUUAACAGCUACAUAGAUGAUGACCUCAUAAGAGGAGAGGAAAUCUCACCUGGGCUCCUCGAAGCCAUUGAAGGGUCGAGAAUUUCCAUAAUUAUAUUCUCUCAAAACUAUGCAUCAUCCACGUGGUGUUUAGAGGAACUGAUAAAAAUCCUUGAAUGUAAGGAAACGAAGGGACAAGUGGUUCUACCAGUGUUUUAUAAGAUAGAUCCUUCGGAAGUACGACAUCAAAGAAAGAGUGUUGGGGAAGCAUUAGCUAAACUUGAAGCAAAGACCAAAGAUGAUGCCAAGUUACAGAGGUGGAAGACAGCCCUAACAGAAGCGGCCAAUUUGUCGGGGUGGCAUUUGACGGAAAAGAGGAAUGAACCUGAAUAUAUCCACGAAAUCAUUGAAUGGGUGAAUUCGGCAUUAGUCAAAAAGAUACCCUUUGAAGUUGCACAAUAUCCGAUUAAAAUAGAGUCCCCUGUAAAAGAAUUGAAGUCGCUCUUAGAUAUUGAUCAGAGGAAUGGCAAGAACACAUGCAUGGUAGGCAUCUUUGGGACUGGUGGAAUUGGAAAGACAACUAUGGCCAAAGCGAUCUAUAACUCCAUUGCUUCACAAUUUGAAGGAAGUUGUUUUCUUGAAAACAUAAGAGAAGUUUCUUCCCAAAGGGACGGUCUGAUUCAUUUGCAAAAUAAACUUCUUUCCAAGAUCUUGGGAGGCUCAAGUACCACUCAAAUGGUUGACAAUGUUGAUCAAGGAGUUAUUUUGAUAAAGCAGAGGCUUUUCUUUAAACGAAUAUUUCUAGUUCUUGAUGAUGUGGAACAAUCAGACCAACUAGAAAAGUUAGUUGGGGAUGGUAAUUGGUUUGGUUCUGGGAGUAAAAUCAUCAUAACAACACGAGACAAGCAUUUACUAACUAAGCACCAAGUUGUAACGUACGAGGCUAAGGCAUUGGAUGACCCUGAAGCUCUUCAGCUCUUUACUUGGCAUGCUUUCAACAGAGAUAGACCUGAUCAUCCUGAUUAUGCAGAACUCGCAAAAGAUGCAGCAAGGUAUGCUGGGGGAUUGCCUCUAGCUUUAACAGUGCUAGGCUCAACUCUUAAAGGUAAAGAUAUACUUUAUUGGAAAAGUAAAUUGGAUGAGUAUAAAAGAAUUCCCAACAAAGACAUUCAAAGAAAACUUAAAAUAAGUUAUGAUGGAUUGGAGGAAAAUGCACAAAAUAUUUUUCUUGACAUUGCAUGUUUCUUCAAAGGAGAGCAUGUAGACUAUGUCCGAAAAAUACUAGAUAGUUGUCGUUUCCACUCAUACAGCGGUAUUGAAGAGCUGAAGGACAAGUGUCUCAUAACUCAAACUGAGUAUGGCACACUAGGUAUGCAUGACUUGUUGCAAGAAAUGGGUAGAGAAAUUGUUCGACAAGAAUCACCCAAAGAACCUGGUGAACGCAGUCGGUUGUGGUUUCAUGAAGAUGUUUGUCAUGUCCUAGAAGAAAAUACGGGAAAAAACAAAGUUGAGGGCAUAUUGAUAGAUUUGCCUGAACGAGACUUGAUAGAUUUGAGUUCUGAAGCUUUCAUGAAGAUGAAAAGGCUCAGGCUGUUUAUAAACCGCAACGCACGCUUUUCUGAAGAGCCUAAUUUUCUCUCUAACGAGUUAAGAGUAAUUGAUUGGCCUGGAUAUCCUGGAAAAUCUUUGCCAUCAAAUUUUCGGGGAAAGAACCUUGUUGUUUUCAGAAUGCGCAAUAGCCACCUCAAGAGACUAAAGGGAGUAGAGAAUUUUCAGAACAUGACAGUUAUGGAUCUCGCUAAUUGUAAAUUCCUUAAAAAAUUCCCUGAUGUUUCAAGGAUCCCAAAGUUAGAGAGGUUGGUUCUUGAUGAUUGUACAGGUUUAGCUGAGAUUCAUUCUUCAGUUGGAUACCUUGAUAAGCUCAUUUAUUUGAGUGUUACAAGAUGCCCUAACCUUACAAGUUUUCCCAAAAGCCUCAAAUUGAGAUCUCUCGAAUAUCUUAGCCUUGAUGACUGCUCAAACCUUAAGAACUUUCCUGAAAUUGAGUGCGGAAUGGAAAGUUUAAAAUGCAUCUCCUUCAAAAACAUCAGCAUAGACACACUGCCUUCAUCUAUUGGGUACCUUGUCGGGCUUGAAAUAUUGUCUUUAGGCGGCUGCGCAAACCUUGUAAAUCUCCCAAGUAGCAUUCAUCAGUUGCAGCACUUGGAUGUUCUUGCUCUGGACGAUUGUAUUGCUAUAAAAGAACUGCCUUCAGCCAUUGGGUUUCUUGUUAGGCUCAAAAGAUUGUUUCUUGGUGGUUGCAAAAACAUUAUGAAUCUACCAAGCAAUAUCUAUCAACUGCAAAAUCUAGAGCGUCUUGAUCUCAAAGGUUGUUCAGAACUUGUGAAGUAUCUGAAGAAUAUGGAAGAUGACAGACAAUCCAUGCACUCUUUUGUAUCCACAGAACUACUUCAGCUGCAACCUUCGACAAACACAAGCAGCUCUGAUUAUGAAUGUUACUCUGCAUUGAAACCUCAAAUGCUGAAUCUUAGUGAAUGUUCCCUAUCAGAAUCAAACUUCUUUAGGACCUUCGAUUGUUGCUCUGCAUUGAAAGAGUUAGAUCUAUCAGGGAGUGAUAUUGUUACCCUUCCUCGAUGCAUCAAAAGAUUUGUUGGAUUGGAGAGGCUUAAAUUGACAGAUUGCAAGCAACUUCGAGGAAUCCUAGGACUCCCACCAAAUCUAAGAGAAGUGACUGCUUGGAUGAGCGUGUCAUUGGUUAUAUUUUUAGAGGAAUCAGAUUUCACGACUCAGCUUGAAUGUCCCAUCAGUCUGAAAUCUCUAAUUCUAUCAAGUACCGCCAUUGUUAGCCUCCCUGCAUGGUUCAAGAGAUUUGUUGGAUUGGAGCACCUUGAUUUGAGUGAUUGCAAGCAACUUCAAGAAAUUCCAGAACUUCCGCCAAAUAUAGAAGACGUAUAUGCACGUGGUUGCACUUCAUUGAAGAGACUUCAAUUUAGUAAUGUAUUCGAUUUAACACCUCGAUGGAUUGAUUUGUCUGAUUGCCUUGAACUGCAUCAAAAUAUAGGGGAUGAUAUGCAAAUUCGGUUACUGAGUGAGGGACAUCCUAAAAAUCAUCGAUUCAACUGUUUGUUUCCGGGAGAUAAGGUUCCAGAUUGGUUCAGCCAUCGUAAACAAGUUUCGAAAAGUUAUACAUGUGAAAUGGAUAUCAAUAUUGAGCCUACACAUUUGGAUGGGGAGAUCUCAAGAUUUGCUUUCUGUGCUGUUAUUGGAACAGAGGAUGAACAAGAUGAAGGUUCGUUUGAAAUUGUUUUUGGGGUCAUCGUUGAUGGUGUGACGACCUAUCAUCACUUCGAUAUGACAAGUUCAGCCCACUCAAAUCUAGUGUGGUUUCACUUCCAUGUUCCAGAAUCUUUUGAACUGAAGGGAGAUCUCAAGGUUAAAUUUGAGUGCAAGAAUGUAUUUGGAAAUCCUUCAAAUCCGUUCUUUAGAAGUUGUGGAUUCCAUCUGGUGCAUAGGUACGAAGAGAAAGCAAUAGAUUUCUUGGAUGGUGUUCAUCCUUCUAAGAGAUGUCGUGAUGAAUCUGAUGAUAAUGGAAACUUGGAAUCCAACGAGUACCCAGAAAAAAAGAGGCAUUCUUCAACCUUGGGGCAUUAGAUCAGUUUCAGAUGCAGAUGAUAUGCUACUUGGUGCAAAGAAACUACGCCAAUCAAAUCACACCAAGCACUAAAACCAGGCACCUUCUUUUCACUUUAUUUUCUUCAAGGACUCCAAAAUGCUUGUUAAUUUUCUUUUGAUGGCCAAUCAUGCCAUUUUACUUGAUGAGCUCUGAGAUGAAACUUUAGUUUCAAGGCAUUAUAGCCAAGUGAUGAUGAAGUUUACAUGAACAUAAACUUUGCUAAUUAUUUUCUUAAGAUCUAGUUAUU